Physeter macrocephalus (sperm whale) is the source of this 1376-nucleotide messenger RNA. It is a transcript of the gene YWHAZ, whose product is annotated as tyrosine 3-monooxygenase/tryptophan 5-monooxygenase activation protein zeta. Gene Ontology annotation, biological process: signal transduction; intracellular protein localization. The record is from RefSeq and is a predicted model, not a curated record. Bases 86 to 346 code for a protein of 86 amino acids. The transcript is spliced from 3 exons. Gene Ontology annotation, cellular component: cytoplasm. NCBI's taxonomy places the organism in Eukaryota, Metazoa, Chordata, Mammalia, Artiodactyla, Physeteridae.
ACCUUUUGGUGCAUCUUAUUAUCCAGGGAUUGUGGAUCAAUCACAGCAAGCAUACCAAGAAGCUUUUGAAAUCAGCAAAAAGGAAAUGCAGCCAACACAUCCUAUCAGAUUGGGUCUGGCCCUUAACUUCUCUGUGUUCUAUUAUGAGAUUCUGAACUCCCCUGAGAAAGCCUGCUCUCUUGCAAAAACAGCAUUUGAUGAAGCCAUUGCUGAACUUGAUACAUUAAGUGAAGAGUCAUACAAAGACAGCACACUAAUAAUGCAGUUACUGAGAGACAACUUGACAUUGUGGACAUCGGAUACCCAAGGAGACGAAGCUGAAGCAGGAGAAGGAGGGGAAAAUUAAAAGGCCUUCCAACUUUUGUCUGCCUCAUUCUAAAAUUUACACAGUAGACCAUUUGUCAUCCAUGCUGUCCCACAAAUAGUUUUUGUUUACGAUUUAUGACAGGUUUAUGUUACUUCUAUUUGAAUUUCUAUAUUUCCCAUGUGGUUUUUAUGUUUAAUAUUUAGGGGAGUAGAGCCAGUUAACAUUUAGGGAGUUAUCUGUUUUCAUCUUGAGGUGGCCAAUAUGGGGAUGUGGAAUUUUUAUACAAGUUAUAAAUGUUUGGCAUAGUACUUUUGGUACAUUGUGGCUUCACAAGGGCCAGUGUUAAAACUGCUUCCAUGUCUAAGCAAAGAAAACUGCCUCGUAUUGGUUUGUCCUGGUGGGGAAUAAAAGGGAUAAUUGGUUCCAGUCACAGGUGUAGCUGUGGGUACUUUAAGGUUUGGAGCACUUAUGAGGCUAUAGUAGAAAUAGGUAUCCCAUGGAUAUUACAUGUUAAACCAUGUGUUAUCUGUGGAAUACUCAAGUCUCGAUGUGCACGCCAUUGACUACAGCUACAGAAGUGUUCCUUUAGUUGUGACCCAAUUUACUCUGGAUAAGGGCAGAAACGGUUCACAUUCCAUUAUUUGUAAAGUUACCUGCUGUUUGCUUUCAUUAUUUUUGCUACACUCAUUUUAUUUGUAUUUAAAUGUUUUAGGCAACCUAAGAACAAAUGUACAAGUAAAGAUGCAGUAAAAAUGAAUUGCUUGAUAUUCAUUACUUCAUGUAUAUCAAGCGCAGCAGUAAAACAAAAAACCCAUGUAUUUAACAUUUUUUAGGUUUUUUUUUUUGCUUUUGUGGGUUUGUUUUGUUUUUGUUUUGUUUUUGGGGUUUUUUUUUUUUUUUUGAUACUUGCCUAACAUGCAUGUGCUGUAAAAAUAGUUAACAGGGAAAUAACUUGAGAUGAUGGCUAGCUUUGUUUAAUGUCUUAUGAGAUUUUCAUGAACAAUCCAAGCAUAAUUGUUAAGAACACGUGUAUUAAGUUCAUGUAAGUGGAAUAAAAGUUUUAUGAAUG